CCCAUCUCAGCCACCUCAUAUACCAUCCUCUACUUUGACAUGCAUGCACAGGCGGCCUGCUCAUGGGACCAUCUCCCCGUCGAGAUCAAGUUCUCGAUCGUCGAGCUCCUCGACACCCCGCACGACGUCAAGGCCUUUUCCCGAGUAAGCAAGCAGGCUUACACCCUUGCUGUUCCCGCCCUCUGGAGGGUUGUUGAUCUCACGAGCGUCGAGGCGGUGCAUUCCUAUCUUGGAAACGUCCCGCCAUCCUACCAUCGGUACAUCCGCCAGCUCUCCAUUUGCACCAAAUUCGCCGCGACCGGCCCCGCAUCCGGAUCCGAUGACCACACGCUCGUCUCUCAGCAGUGCUCCCAGCUCCUCAGCCAGUGCACACAGCUCGAGCAGCUCACCCUCAACCUCGCAACGUCUCUGGACCAGGCCGUGAUCCCCUGCUUCAGCGCUCUCCACGCUUUGCGCGUCCUGUCUAUCAACCACUGUGGUGAUGAGCAGACGAACCCUCUGAGCGAGAGAUUGGUUGUCUCCAUUGCGGCCUCCGUGCCAAACCUUAAAGAGCUGUCCUUGGACAGGAUCUCGCGGUCCGCUCUCCAUGCACCCGAGCUCGUCGGUGUCUAUCCCUAUAUUCCCGUGGUCAAGGGCGACGAGUCGAUUCCCGCCCACCCUCUUUUGGGCUCGGAGCUGUCGCUUCCGUCGCUACUCCGCUUGCCCACCCUCAAAAAGCUCCGCAUCCGUGAUACCCACUUGGGAGACCCGAAGUGGGCUGUGACUCCCAUCUGCUGUUCUCUGGAGUUCCUUGAUCUUGGUAGCUGUUACCAUGAGAGCCAGGACUUCAACCGCGUCUGCACGGAGCGCAUCGUGGGCAACGUCGGCCAGUCUGUUGACGAGUUUUCACUCAACACUGCCAUCUCUGCCGAGACGUACGCCUUCGAGAAGCCGAAGGAGACGCCCCUUAAGAAGCUCAGGAAAAUCCACUUGACGCCCCUCUUCCCUGUCGAGAACGUCGUUGACACCCUCACGACGUUGUCCGGCUCUCCCGUCGAAGAGCUGUCCAUCCGGUGCCACGAGGACGACGUCGCGGACAUGUGUACCGCUCUCCAAGACUUCAUGACCCUCUGUGACGAGCGGAAGGAGUCCGAGUUCUACAAGCGCCUCUCGAACAUCAAGGUCUCCACCGUCAGCGACAUCAACGACUGCGGCGUCCCCUUCGCAGGCGACGGCCAGUCCUUUCUUGCUCCAUGCAUAGACAUCCCCGCCGACCCCUCGGUCGCCAUCCCUCGCCUGCAGGAGUAUUACGAGAGCAUCUGCUCCAGCGACUCCUGCGGCCCUGAGUCGACCUGCUCCGCGUAAGCCGGGGUUGGUCGCCCCACUUGCGCGGGGUGGCAGAAUUUACUAUAAUAUUCUGUCGGGGUUUCUCACUAUAUGAUUGGGGAAGGAGUCAGUUCGAGUCACAAGUUCUUGGUGGAAUCCGCGCAUACUAGUCCGGAUGUCCAUCGCCAUACCCGGAUACUGGACUCCCGUGUCUAUUAUUAUUUAACUUUGUUGUAUACCAGUGUACUAUCAUCGGGUUUCUUGCUCUUCCGAGUCCUAAUGGGUUUUAGAAUUAUAGGGAAUAUUCCUAAUACACGUACUCCGUACCG
This is a messenger RNA of Phanerochaete carnosa HHB-10118-sp, 1634 nucleotides long. RefSeq lists its product as uncharacterized. The record is from RefSeq and is a predicted model, not a curated record. The coding region runs from base 40 to 1344 and encodes 434 amino acids. NCBI's taxonomy places the organism in Eukaryota, Fungi, Basidiomycota, Agaricomycetes, Polyporales, Phanerochaetaceae. Gene Ontology annotation, molecular function: protein binding. The transcript has 3 exons.